GAGGGAGGUGGAUUCUGGGUCUUGGGUUUGUUUGCUUUUGCUUAAACGUUCCCCACCCAGAUGAUGAGAUAAUCAUGCACCCAAGAACCUCAAAUUUCAAAUGCUGGACACCAAACCGUAGGGGGGGGUGAGAGAGAGAGAGAGAGAGAGAGAGAGAGAGAGAGAGAGACAGAGGGGUUAAAGGGAAAAGAAGUGACAAGCUUUUAUUUAUUUAUUUUUAUUUAUUUUAAACUUUUUAUCCUCAGUCUGAUCAUUGAUUCCAGUUGGGUUAUCAGGGAAACCAACUGGGUCUAAUCCAAAAUUUCUUGUUGAUGGGUUUUUCUUUGAAAAAGUUCCAUACUUGAUGCUUCUUUCGGCUAUGCAGACCUGAGGGAGCUAUACCGGUGAUGGGAUUUCUUCAUUCCUAAGGGGAAAGCGGAAGGAAUCUUGAGAUUCAGUCAGAAAGUGGAAAAUCAGAGGAGAUAGAGAUCACAGAGCUCCACCACCUUGUUUUCCCGGCACAUGGAAUAGAAAGUGAAACUGGGUCUACUUCAGUUUCCCCUUUUUGUAUUCUCGGUGGUUCCUGACAAAGCAGGUUGAUCUUUGAUGAGUUUUAUGAAGUGGGUUUGCUGAAGAAUUUUCUCUGUGGUGGAGAAUUUCCACUUUCAGCAAAUUGCCAUUCUGCGCUUCUCUCGGGAGCGUAAUUUUGAUGAGUUGCUCACCUGGAGCUGGGCUCUUCCUCAAAUUCUCACGACUCUUUGUGAGGAUACACAGGUGGGCUUUGGUUCACAUGUCUCUGAAUUGCAACUUCUCUGGCUCAAAUGGCAGGUUGCCUGCAAAUUUCAAAGUAAAGAGAGCCAAGGAAUCCGUGCAUGGGCCUAAUGGUGUCAGAAAAUGGAAGAGAAAGCUUCUUCUUCUAUGGAUUCUAGGUGUUGUUACUAUAGGCACUAUUUGGGCGCUCUUGAUUUUUGGUGGUGAUGUUUGGGACAGAAAUGAGAAAAAUCUAGAUUGCUGUGAAGAACAAGCCAGAACGUUACUCCAGCAUUACAAUGUCAGCAGAAAACAACUUCAUGCUUUGGCUUCUUUGUUCUCUGAAUCAGAUCAGAUAAGAUCUCUCAACUGUAACAAGGAACCUGGACUUGAAAUGCCACCAGGUGAUGGCAUUACCUGUGCUCUGAAGGUGCUUUGUUCAGAGAUGCAGGAAUUUGAAAAGCGGCAUACCUGGGUUGAUGAAAAAAUAGAACAUAAUGACCAGUGUUCUGUACAAGAACCUAAUGACCAAUCUCCUGUACAAGAUGAGAAUAUCUCCAGUAAGUUUGACCAAUCAAUCCAAGAGGACAAUUCUGAAUUAUUUGGUUCACAAUCUGCAUUGUCGUCAAUGCGACUUAAGUAUGAGAAUCAUGAAAAGGAUAUCUUACACACAAGGACAUCAGUUGAUCUUUCAAAAGAUCCCUGUGAGAAUUUUUGUCCUUUCUUGGUGAAAGGAUGUUGGUGGCUCCUCAUUGGAAUGGUAGCAAGCUUUAAGAUUUCUGGUUUGUGCUUGAAGUUUCAAAAAGACAGAAAACAUAAGAUUCCUCAGCUGCAGCCUGUAGCUCAGCAGCAGCUGCUGUUACUGCAGCAGAAGCAGCAAAAUCAAGCUCAGAGCCCUCCUCGAGGUGCAGGAAAAUGGAGGAGGACGCUUCUAAGAAUAUUUAUCUUGCUAGGAAUUAUUGGGUCCGUCUGGCUAUUUUGGCACCUAAAUGAGAAAAUUAUUUUGAGAAGAGAAGAGACAUUGGCCAAUAUGUGUGAUGAGCGGGCUCGGAUGUUGCAGGAUCAGUUCAAUGUGAGCAUGAACCAUGUUCAUGCCUUGGCUAUUCUUGUUUCUACCUUUCACCAUGGAAAAAACCCAUCUGCUAUUGAUCAGAAGACAUUUGGUGAAUAUACUGAAAGAACAGCUUUUGAGAGACCACUUACUAGUGGUGUUGCUUAUGCUCUGAAAGUUCUUCACUCAGAAAGAGAGCAAUUUGAAAGGCAGCAUGGAUUUACAAUAAAGAAAAUGGAAACUGAGGACCAGACUCUUGUCCAGGAUUGUAUGCCAGACAAUUUAGAUCCUGCACCUGUUCAAGAUGAAUAUGCACCAGUCAUCUUUUCCCAAGAAACUGUCUCUCACAUUGUCUCUAUUGACAUGAUGUCUGGAAAGGAAGACCGUGAAAACAUCUUGCGAGCAAGGGCAACUGGGAAGGGUGUAUUGACAUCUCCCUUUAAGCUUUUAAAAUCCAAUCACUUGGGUGUUGUGCUGACAUUUGCUGUUUAUAACACUGACCUUCCCCCAGAUGCAACCCCAGAACAGCGUAUUGAAGCUACUGUGGGUUACCUGGGGGCAUCUUAUGAUGUCCCAUCGCUUGUGGAGAAGCUUUUGCAUCAACUUGCCAGCAAGCAAACGAUUGUUGUGAAUGUCUAUGAUACAACUAAUGCAUCUGUCCCCAUUAGCAUGUAUGGUACAGAGGUUGAGGAUACUGGUCUGUUGCACAUUAGCAAUCUUGAUUUUGGGGAUCCAUUAAGGAAGCAUGAGAUGCACUGCAGGUUCAAGCACAAACCAUCUGUACCUUGGACUGCAAUCAAUGCCUCAGUAGGAGUCUUGGUUAUUACUUUGCUUCUUGGUCAUAUCUUCCAUGCAGCAAUAAGUCGCAUUGCAGAAGUGGAGGAUGACUGUCAAAAGAUGAUGGAGCUCAAGGCUCGUGCUGAAGCUGCAGAUGUGGCAAAGUCUCAGUUCUUAGCAACAGUUUCCCACGAGAUAAGGACUCCAAUGAAUGGUGUUUUAGGCAUGUUGCAAUUGUUGAUGGACACUGAUCUUGAUGCAAACCAAAUGGACUGUGCCAAGACUGCUCAUGCUAGUGGAAAAGAUCUUAUCUCGCUAAUAAACGAGGUUCUUGACCAGGCAAAGAUAGAAUCAGGCAGGCUUGAACUUGAACGAGUGCCUUUUGACAUACGAGCUGUUCUUGAUAAUGUCUUAUCACUUUUCUCAAGAAAAUCAUUUGAAAAGGGAAUUGAGUUGGCCAUUUAUGUUUCGGAUCAAGUUCCUGAAGUUGUUGUUGGUGACCCUGGGCGGUUUCGGCAGAUAAUUACAAACCUAGUUGGAAAUUCAAUCAAGUUCACACAUGACAAAGGGCAUAUAUUUGUAUCAGUCCAUCUAGCAGACGAAGUCAGGGAUCCAUGUAACAUUAGGGAUCAAGUGCUGCGGCAAGGCUUGAAUUUAGUUGAGGACACCUCAAACCAAAAUACACUAAGUGGGUUUCCUGUGGUAAAUAGAUGGAAAAGCUGGGAAAAUUUUAAAAUGUCCAGUGGUCCAGAAACACAGGAUUCUGAGAAAAUUGAAUUGCUUGUGACAGUUGAGGAUACAGGGGUUGGUAUUCCUCUAGAUGCACAAGAUCGCAUUUUCACUCCUUUUAUGCAGGCUGACAGUUCUACUUCUCGAACAUAUGGUGGAACUGGAAUUGGAUUGAGCAUCAGCAAGCGGCUGGUAGAACUCAUGGAUGGGGAGAUUGGGUUUGUGAGUAAAUGUGGCGCUGGCAGUACCUUUUCUUUUACUGGAGCUUUCACAAAAGCAGAUCUAAGUUCUAUAGAUAUCAAAGGGCUGGAAUAUGAUCCAGUAGUUUCUGAUUUCCGUGGGUUGACGGCUUUGAUUAUUGAUAACAGAAGUAUUCGGGCUGCUGUCACAAGAUAUCAUCUCCACAGAUUGGGAAUUUCUGUAAAAAUAGCUUCUAGUAUGGCAUCCGCAUGCUCUCAUCUAUCCAGUACUUGCAGCACAAGUGUAUUAGCACAUUUGGCCAUGGUUCUUAUUGAUGGAGAUGUGUGGAAUAAAGAAGAUGGCAUUGCAUUUCAUCGUUUGCUCAAAGAACACAAACAAAAUGGAAGCCCAGAAACCUCGGGGAGCUUUCCAAAGAUUUUUCUCAUGGAUACCUCUGUAACCUCUGUGGUAUGCAAUGAGCUCAAAUCAUCUGGUUUCAUAGAUAACAUUCUGCCAAAACCUCUUCGGUUGAGUGCCUUGAUUGCCUGCUUUCAAGAAGCCCUUGGGAGUGGUAAGAAGAGGCAAGUAAGUCCAAAGAAACAAACAAAUCUCGGGGGUCUGCUGAGAGAAAGGCGAAUUUUAGUGGUAGAUGACAAUUUAGUAAACCGGAGAGUUGCAGAAGGCGUACUUAAAAAAUACGGAGCAAUUGUUGCUUGCGUAGAGAGUGGCAGGGCUGCACUAGAAAUGCUUAAGCCACCCCAUAGCUUUGAUGCCUGCUUUAUGGAUCUCCAGAUGCCAGAAAUGGAUGGAUUUGAAGCAACUAGGCAAAUUCGGGCUAUGGAGAGAGAGGUUAAUGAGAAAAUUGCAUCUGGAGAAGCAUCGGCUAAUAUGUUCAGGAAUGUGGCUAAGUGGCACAUUCCGAUAUUAGCUAUGACUGCAGAUGUGAUUCAAGCUACUAAUGAGGAGUGCAUGAAAUGUGGAAUGGAUGAUUAUGUGUCGAAACCUUUUGAAGAAGGGCAGCUUUAUGCAGCUGUGGCACGAUUUUUUGAGUCAGGUUAAUGAGCAAGUGAGUGACAAUGUGGUUGUAGAUUAUCUGGCCAACCGGUUGAUCUUAUGGAUUGUUCAGAUUGACCCUCAACACUUCAGUUGUCACAUUUGUGAGAAGUAGCACUGCUAGAAGGUGACAAAUGAAGUAGUUCAUGCCUCGUUUGCGUCAUGUGGCCAUCACUUAGAAUGUGGAAUGUUAAGCUCGUGACAUGACUUCUAUGUCCAAGUAAAGCAUGAAUGGCGGGGGAGAGUAACCAAAUGCUGUUGUUGUUCGUUUGGCACCAUAUAAUCACUUGCUCAAGAGAAUUAAGGCAGAUGGUGGCUUUUUCUGUAUAUACCUCAUUGUUUGAUUGUAAUUAAUAGUCCUCUAUUCUUUUUGUUCCUUGAUUUUUUUUUCCAUGGGCGAGAAAAUGAUUCUAACACCAUGUAAUCCAUGUUUCUAAGCUCUAUCAGUGAAAGGUUCAGCUCCUCAUCUUCUCAGGAGUAGCUUAAGAGGAACUGUAUUGGCAUCAAAUAUGGAUUCUUUAUAGCAUCAAAUCACUUUACCUUCAGGUUAGUCCAUCGGAGAGAGAGAAUAUGAAACAAGAGUGUUGAAAAUGGUUGUACAGAAAAGCUUUCCCUGACUUGGAGCUACUAUAUUCUCUUUCCCUUCGACAUUUCUGGGAAAAGAUUAUGCAUUCAUCAUCUGAUUGCUCUGAUGUAGAGUAGAACAAAAGUGAGGGUCUGUAUGUAAGUUAUGCUGCCCCAUGGCAACGGUUGUGUGUGGAACCGUUGUCUCCAUUGUUUUGAUCUUUUCCUUUCUGAAUCAUUGUAAAGUGAGCCAUGAGAUCUGAUUUUAUCAUAAUGAACUGUGAGUAAAAUUCAUUUUUGGGUUGAAA
Carica papaya (papaya) is the source of this 5391-nucleotide messenger RNA. Lineage: Eukaryota; Viridiplantae; Streptophyta; Magnoliopsida; Brassicales; Caricaceae. The record is from RefSeq and is a predicted model, not a curated record.